ACAAAUAUAUCUUUUUUAGACUACUGACCUUCACUUCUCGUCAAUUGAAAAGUGUUGCCUGUUAUAAAUAUACCACCAUGUAACAUUAAUGGAAUUUUUGUUCCCACAUCACAUUGUAAAUAUUUUCAAAAUAUUGAGUGAGUAUUUGUGAAGGCACGCAGGGCAUCCAGCAGGAGAAGCACACCCACUCUGCACCGGCCCUCCUCCAAAUCACCUGAUUACUAAUCACGAGCACCUGUGUUGUACUUGUCCUCCCCCUAUUUAAAGUCCACAGGUAGUCUGUAGUGCUGUGCAUUGGUCACGUUCGGGGCUGUGCCUUUGUGUUUAGCUUUAACACUACAAACACUCCCAUGAGCUGCACUCAUGUCUCGCUCCCUCACGCCAUCAUUUUUCAUGAUAGAGCCAUUUUGUCAGUAUAAAAUUGUCGUCCUUUUACAUUUGUUGUAAAUCCUGCUUCCUCACACAGAGACGUGUGGUUACAUAAGUGCUUAUCUUGUUUGUGAAGCAGUAUUACAACUGCAUGGUUGCGAAAGUUAGGAGAUGGCCCCUCCCCUGGCUCUAAGUGCACCGGUGCACUGUAGUUUGACUCAUUGUCUAAGGAAUUUUUGCAAGUGACCCAGCGAGAUAUCAGUUUUACAGCCAUCCAGGUAAGAUAGAAACCAGAUCUGGUAAUCUAUGACCACUAGUUUGAAGACAGGAAAGGAAGGUGUGCCUCUUGCAUGUUGUAGUCAAUAUAUGUCAGUCGAUCAUCCAUAUUUUUUAAUAAUAGAAACAUUAUUAAUACCCGAUUAUUAUACUAUUGUGUCUUCUUUUACAGUGAUUAAAUAAUAACUAAACAAAAUGGAAAUGAAUGACAUUUGAGUUCUUUGAGAUCUAUAGGAAUUCAAUUAAUUCUAAGCUUUCUAAAAGUUUAAUUGUUUUCCUGGCGUCAGGCGCAUGGACUUUCUGGUAUAACUUGUUCUUUUGCAUGCCACCAGUUGUUGCUUGCAUUAAGGCGCUUUCCAUUACGCCUCAAAGUAUUUGGCCGAGGCAGGACAAGGUGAAGAUCAGGCUUGUUGUUAUCCCGUAUGUACUGAAAAUAAGGUAAGCUUAGAUGAAACGAAAGCAAGCUGGGGCUGAUGUGUGACCUAUCACAGAAUAAAGUGUAUUUUCAAUGGACAAUAGACAUGGACAUUCACAGAGAGUGGUUUAAACUGAACAUUGUAAUAUUAAUUGUAUAUUCAUCAGCGUUUGUAAAGCUUGUGUUUCCUAAGAUAAGUAUUCAGCAAUGGUAAAUCACAGAUUAAAGCAUGAGAGUUUAUUUUGAAAAGACACUGUUCAUAGAUAUAAAACCUGUGCUUGAAAAAGGAGUCUUGUAACCUACCACGUUUACAGGAAUUAUGCUCAGCAAAAAUACAUGAAAAAAUAAAGCACAGGUGAAAAAAUAUUUUUACAUUCAUCCAUUUACAUGUUUUUCUCUUUGAAUCUCUACAAAUAACCUCAGCUUAUUAUUAUUUCAUUUCUGUUUCUGCUUCACUUGUAAAUAAUGCUAAACGUCAUUCUUAGCCAUUUAUGCUACUGGAACCAGUUGGAACAUUGAGUAAAUAGCAAACACCUCCGAGGAAACCAAAGGUUGAGCGCGUUCUGGAAUUGGACGAAAGUAUGCUCUGUUCCGUAAGCCACACCUACUGCACCCGUUGUCUCAGGGAAUGGCAUCCACCAUUGGCCUACUCUCUGAGAAACACUUCCUGUGCUCGCUGUGUGAGGACAUCUUCAGCAGGCCGGUGACUACGCCUUGCGGCCACAGCUUCUGCAAGGUGUGCCUGCGCAAGUACUGGAGCCGCAGCGGCUCGGGCAGGUGUCCUCUCUGCGGGAAGACCUUUGUCUCCAGACACCACCUCAGCGUGAACCGGACCCUGGCAGACGUGACGGAGCACUACAGGAAGACGCGCCCGGACAGCAAAAUCAAGGCGCUCAGUUUAGACGGACUCUUGAAUGAAGCUGUGCAAGUGCAGAGUGAUGCAGAUGUCGAGCGCAUGAUUGAGCAGAGAGUCCAAAAGGUAGACAAACUCAGGCGGUCCCUCAAACUCCUAAAGAGCUCCUGUCUGCGAGAAGUGCAGGAGAGCCAGAGGGUGUUCUCCGCUCUCCUCAGCUCCUUAGAGGAGGCCCAUAAGGACAUGGUAGCAGCUGUGGAGCAGAAGCAGAAGGAGGCAGAGAAACGGGUGGACAGACUUGUGGAUGCACUGGAGAAGGAGAUCAUUGAACUGAAACAAACAAAAGCAGAGAAUCCAGUGGACAGCAAGGAACAUCUUAAAAAGAGUUUCAGUGAUUUGCCUAAAGAGAUGAGGGACUGGUCAAAGGUCAACCUAGAGACAGACCCUUGUGUGGGCUUCACCAGGAAAGCUGUGGUGGGUUUCAUGAACAUUGUCACGGUCGAGGCCAACAAGCUUUCGAAAGCAGAGGUGAGAAGGUUACAGAAAUAUUCAGUUGAGGUGUCGAUGAACCGCCACACUGCUCACCCCCACCUUGCUGUCUCGGAGGACAGGAAGGAGGUUCGGCAUACCGGCAAGCUACAGGAGGUCCCCGAGAACCCCAAGAGGUUUGAUCGUGUUAUCAACAUUGUGGCCAAGGAAGCCUUUAGCUCUGGCAGGCAGUACUGGGAGGUGGAGGUCGGAGACAAAACGGAGUGGGAUCUGGGUGUGGCCAAGCAGUCUGUCAACAGGAAAGGGAGGUUCACGGUCAGCCCCGCCAAUGGCUUCUGGAUGGUCAGCCUGCGGAACGGGAGUCAAUACAUCGCCAACACGCUGCCGCCGACUGGUUUGCCCCUCGUGAUCAAACCCCGAAAGGUGGGCAUUUACCUGGACUACAACGAGGGCCAUGUGUCCUUCUUUUGUGUGGAGUCGGGUGCCCACAUUUACACUUUCACAGACACCUUCUCUGAGAAGCUCCAUCCUAUCUUCUGCCCCGGCCGACCACAUGGAGGCAAGAACACUGCUCCACUUAUCAUCACGACCAGCUGCUGCAGCAUAUAAACCAAUAUGGCAUGUUCAGAAAGCCUUGCUGUUUUCUGCUGUUCCUUUUUACUUGCUUCUGUCCUUAAAAAGCAAAAGUCAGAACUCUUGAGCAUGUUCAAAUGAAAAGCCUUUCUAAUGACAUUAAAAUAUUGUCUGA
Electrophorus electricus (electric eel) is the source of this 3150-nucleotide messenger RNA. It is a transcript of the gene btr02, whose product is annotated as bloodthirsty-related gene family, member 2. The record is from RefSeq and is a predicted model, not a curated record. NCBI's taxonomy places the organism in Eukaryota, Metazoa, Chordata, Actinopteri, Gymnotiformes, Gymnotidae. Gene Ontology annotation, molecular function: metal ion binding; protein binding.